AUGAGGUCAAACAGUAUUAAUGUGAUAAUGAUUGGAAUCGCUGCAUGCGAUUUGUUCAAUAUGAGUUUUGUAGUUUAUGAGAAUUUAUUGGAGUUGACACAUCCAGAUAUUGAAUGCUGGGCUCCAUCUACUUACCUUUCGCAAAUGAUAGAGUUGUGGGCUUCCGCUAUCAAGGACGACCUUCGAAGACUAACAGCCUGGCUUGGCGUCUUGAUGGCUGUUAUCCGUCUGCUUAUUGUCAAAAAUUCUUUGAAUCCAAAAUUCAAAUGUCUUUCCUAUCCCAAGUUUAGUCUGAUUGUCAUGCUUGUAGCUUUUAUUAUGAGUACAUUCUGGUCACUGUUUUACUGGGCAAGACUGACAGUGAUAGAGAUCCAACCAUGGAAACCUGCGGAGCAUUGUGUUGGCUUUCCUGCGAAUUUCACUGAAACUCAAUACACUGUCGCCGUUAAUAAUGUAUUUAUGAAUGAUGCCUUGUUGAUGAUUCAGGUGUUCUUGAUUACAGAUGGAAUAUUAAAAAUUAUCCCGACGAUUAUGUUUCCAAUUCUGACGUUUUUACUAGUCAGAGAACUCAAUCACGUCGAGGUUUCAAGACGGAAAAUAUCGGUCGCCCAGGGCAGAGAUGAAAGUUCUAGAAACGACCAUACUACCAAUUUGGUUAUACUUAUGACGGUGACGUUUAUGACAGCUGAAGGACCUCUGGGAGUAGUUUAUGUAGUACAGGCUCUUGUGACAAAUUCAAAUGGAUUUAUGCAAAUGACAUCCGACCUUAUGAAUAUUUUCGGUCUAUUCGUAGCGCUGAACGCUACCACUCAUUGCUUAAUUUGUCUGGCAGUUUCUUCACAGUACAGGAAAACAGUGAAGGAUUUGUUCACAUGUAAUUCGUGUACAGGACGAAAACCAUCUACUAUUACCGUAACCGCGAAGGCUAGUGUAUCCAGCAUGUCACCUGUCAAACAAGUUUGA
This is a messenger RNA of Caenorhabditis remanei, 963 nucleotides long. RefSeq lists its product as uncharacterized. Gene Ontology annotation, cellular component: membrane. Bases 1 to 963 code for a protein of 320 amino acids. The record is from RefSeq and is a predicted model, not a curated record. Gene Ontology annotation, molecular function: G protein-coupled peptide receptor activity. The transcript is spliced from 7 exons. Lineage: Eukaryota; Metazoa; Nematoda; Chromadorea; Rhabditida; Rhabditidae.